AUGAAAAGCCACCAUACUUUUGAGUUCGAAGAGAACCUCUCAGAAGACUUCCUGAGUGAAGAUGCAUCUCCUAGGAAGGUAAAAGUCAACGAGAAUAUGUAUAAAAAUAUGAAAAUGUCUUCGCUCAAAACAUAUAAGAGCAUAAAGCCUCUGGGCAACAAAGACUCAAGCUUGACCUUGGUGCUCAAAGGUUUAGAUGAGAAUUUGCAUUGAAAAAGUAACAGAAAAAAUUCAUAUUUUGAAUGUAUCAAAUCGUCAAAGACUCGCAAAGAGCAUUCUUGCUCUCCUUUAAACAGUGGAGGAAAAGAUAUUAAUUCAAAAAGAGGCAGUUUAAGAAACGAUAUAAGUGCCCUCUUGAAAAAAUCUGCUAAAAUUCGUAUAAAAAGCCAGUUUUGUAACCAAAAGAAGCUAGCAGACAGUACCUCAUUCAAAGGAAUCAAAAUCCCUAAAGAGAAUUUGGAGAAAAACAAUUUUUUAACUUUUGGUGUUGAAAAAUAAACG
Molecule: messenger RNA, 501 nt
Organism: Moneuplotes crassus
Lineage: Eukaryota; Ciliophora; Spirotrichea; Euplotida; Euplotidae
Source: the annotation of a GenBank genome assembly